Molecule: messenger RNA, 381 nt
Organism: Protopolystoma xenopodis
Lineage: Eukaryota; Metazoa; Platyhelminthes; Monogenea; Polystomatidea; Polystomatidae
Source: the annotation of a GenBank genome assembly
AUGAAUCAUCGGUCCGGUUGCCCGACAUGUGAGUCAUUAUCGGGCCGAGAGUCGAGGGCUAGGCUGAACCCGGUGAGGUGGGCGCAAGAGGCUGAGCCGGGUCCGCUAACGGCGGGACAGGCGACCGUCGGGCGCCGCCAAGACAAUCGAGGCCCGAGUCAGGCGGCUCGGCACGCCAGUCUUGCGGCCUACGGCCUCGCGCAUACCACACGUUCCACACACACAGCACACACACACACACAUAGACAAGCCCACCGGGCGUCUAUGCCCAGCCCGUGGAGAGCAGAGGCCUCGAUCCGAGUGGCGGACUCGAACAGGCCUUGGUGGGGCCGUGCAGCCACGCGCAUUCUCAUACAUACACCCACACGCAUUGUAUGUUAA